Dictyostelium discoideum AX4 is the source of this 1110-nucleotide messenger RNA. RefSeq names its product actin related protein 2/3 complex, subunit 1 (gene arcA). Gene Ontology annotation, cellular component: actin cytoskeleton; cytosol; cytoskeleton. The record is from RefSeq and is a predicted model, not a curated record. NCBI's taxonomy places the organism in Eukaryota, Evosea, Eumycetozoa, Dictyosteliales, Dictyosteliaceae. Gene Ontology annotation, biological process: Arp2/3 complex-mediated actin nucleation; actin cytoskeleton organization. The coding region runs from base 1 to 1110 and encodes 369 amino acids. The transcript has 3 exons.
AUGUCAGCUUUCGAAAUUGAACAUUUAGCAAGUUGCAUUACUGCUCACGCAUGGAAUGCUGAUAGAUCAAGAGUCGCUUUAUGCCCAAAUAAUAAUGAAGUACACAUUUAUGCCAAACAAGGAACCUCAUGGGUUGUUGAACAUGUUUUAGCUGAACAUGAUCAACUUGUUACAUCAAUUGAUUGGGCACCAAAAACUAAUCGUAUUUUAACAUCAUCACAAGAUCGUAAUGCAUACGUUUGGACAUUUAAAGAUGGUCAAUGGAAACCAGUAUUAGUAUUACUUCGUAUUAAUAGAGCAGCCACUCAUGUUAAAUGGUCACCACAAGAAAACAAAUUUGCUGUUGCAACUGGUGCCAAAUUGGUAUGUAUUUGUUUCUUUGAAGAGGAACAUGAUUGGUGGGCAUCAAAUCAUAUCAAGAAGCAUAAAUCAACCGUAUUAAAGGUUGACUGGCAUCCAAACAAUUUAUUAUUGGCAACCUCAUCCUCUGACUACAAGGUUAGAGUAUUCGACGCCUACAUAAAGAAAGCCGAUGGUCGUAGUGUCACUCGUCCAUACGGUGAAGUCGCUUUUGGUGAACCAGUCUUUGAAUUUGACCAAUGCGCCUCAUGGGUCCAUGCCCUCAAAUGGUCCCCAUCCGGUAGUACCUUGGCUUACUCCUCACACGAUGGUGUCUUUGCCGUUGCAAACUUUUCAACCAAUCCACCAACCAUCGAAAAACUCAGAGUUCGUAAUUUACCAUUACGUGAUCUCCUUUACAUCACUGAAAACUCUAUCGCCGGUGUUGGUUACGAUUGUGCUCCACUUUUAAUCACUAAUCAAAACGGUUGGAAAUAUUCUGGUGAAAUGGAUAAGGCCUCUGAAGGUGGUGCUGCCGCUGGCUCUGAAACCUCUGCUCGUAAACUCUUCCAAAAUAAAGUAGACCUUGGUGAAUCAAAAUCUGCCGAUAAAAAGUUAACAACCGUUCAUCAAAAUUGUAUUACUUCAAUCGUUCCAUUCAAGAGUGUAGGUGGUGUCGUCUCUGAUUUCAGUACCUCUGGUUUAGAUGGUAACAUUGUCGUAUGGCAUGUAAAAGCUCUUGAAGCUAAAAAUAAAUUCAAAGUCAUUUAA